Molecule: messenger RNA, 2886 nt
Organism: Rhodofomes roseus
Lineage: Eukaryota; Fungi; Basidiomycota; Agaricomycetes; Polyporales; Fomitopsidaceae
Exons: 4
Coding region: 1-2886 (961 amino acids)
Biological process (GO): protein phosphorylation
Molecular function (GO): protein kinase activity
Source: RefSeq, a predicted model, not a curated record
AUGGCCGACAAAGCCACGCCUCACAAGGGUCCCGUGCAAGUGGAACCCACGAACGCCGCGGACAAACGACAGCAGAGCGAGAGGGAUGCAAAGGCAUGGAAGAACGAGAUCCGCGACCGCAUCGUCGAGCCUACGGACGAGAUAGACUUCUUCCUGGCAGAGUUCGUCCACUCUAAGAAACGAAUGCCCGCUUGUCCCGACACUAAGUUCAAUGGCGUUGUGCCGACCGGGAAAGGGAAGGAGCACGACAUGUAUGAGCCUCUGAUACAGGGCCUCACCAGUCUGGUCCAAAGGUUUCCCCUUAGAAUCCGCCCGCAGUUUCUCAACCACGCCCACAAUAUCAUGCGGUUUCCGUUUGCUCUGUGCGACGAGGAACAGCACGUUACGAUGCCGGACAUCAUCGCGACCAUCCCUGGACUCCCAAUAAUCCCUCCUUUGCAUCGCUGGCGACACGUCGCCCUCGUUUUUGAGGCGAAGCCCCGAGCGGCGGACGACCCCAUGUUGACGACCACGGACACGCACGAGGAAACUCUCAUCCAGCUGGCGAAGAGCGCGCGCAACAUCAUGCUCGCUCAGGGCAGAUUGUACGCUUUCGUUGUUGGCAUCUAUGGGCAUCAGGCUCGCAUAUUCCGCUUCGACCACGCGGGCGCUGUGUGCUCUCCGCGUUUCGAUUACGUGAAACGUCCCGACAUCCUACACGAGUUCUUGUGGCGCUUUCUCAACCCCACAGAAAAGGACUGUGUUGUGGUCGGUGAUGAUCCGACAUCUAGCCUCGGUACGCACAAGGAUCGUGCGCUAGUCCAGGAAUGGGCGAGCGAAUAUGACCCUUCCUAUACGUACACCGCGGAGAACAGAAAGGCCGUACGUCGAUUUGUUGUUACGAACGACCAGAAGAACAAGACGCAGUAUCUGGCGUACAAGCUCAUCUCCGUUAACCCUCGGCUGUUUUCGCGCGCGACGACGAUCUGGGAGGCUUUCGAGCUCGACGAGGAUGGCGAAGCGACGGGCAAGCGUGUCAUCAUCAAGGAGGCCUGGCGGCAGUUUGUACGUCCGUCAGAGAUAGGCUUCUACCGGGCCAUGCAAGAGGUCGUAGAGAAGGCAGAGGAGGGCGCAGCGUUGUCUCUGCGCGGUAUUGCCGAGUUCGAGUACGGCGACGACCUCGGCUUGCGCGAGGCAAGAGACCUUGAUGAUCUAGCACGCCUUGAAGACCCUGACGCCAGCUACGACGGUGCUGACGCCGGCGUGCAGUCUGAAGAGCCGAAUGACCCGGAUACAUUCCCCCGGUUAAGGCUCCCCUACCAGCGCGUGUUCGGGCAUCGCACUGUUACCGCCCGCUGCAGAGAUGCGGUGCACGAGGACCACGAGCGCGGUCAUAUGCGCCUGGUUUUGAAGUCGAUUGGUACACCGAUCACGGAGUUCGAGUCGACCUAUGAGCUGAUACGCGCUAUGUGUGACGCCAUUGAAGGUCACAGGCAGGCAUACAUGGCCGGAAUUGUUCAUCGAGACAUCAGCAAAGGCAACGUGAUGAUUGCAAGAAGGGAUGGCGAUCCGUCUACUGGCUUUGUUCACGACUUCGACUAUGCGUCCAGUUGGAAGCGCUUCUUGGUAAGCGAGGGAAAGCCUGUGGAUUUGGAGAGUUGGAUACAGUACGCCCGCGACCAAUAUGCACCUAUGCGGACACGCAUCCUAGAGAACAUGAUGCGAAUGUUGGCGGCCCGUGAAGCAGAGGGGGGCAACAAGGGGAAGGCCGCAACGGUAGAGGACCCAAAGGCACAGAAUAAGCAACGCACGGGGACGUUGCACUUUAUGUCCGUCGAGGUUCUCUCCGGGUCUGUUACGCAUGAAGCUCGACAUGACCUGGAAUCGUUUUAUUGGCUACUCGUAUGGAUAGUCCUUCGGCACACUGCAUUCAUUCACGAGGACGAAGACGGGGCCUGGCACGGGCUAUUCGUUGCUGAUACUAUCAAGAAAUGCCGAGAGGCCAAGGAGUCGUGGUUGAAAUUGGACUAUCCUCCUGUCUUGAUCAUGCGGAACGCGCCGCUCACUGGCCUUCUGGAGGAUUUCCGACAGCUCUGCCGCACGAACUUUGACAACGCGGAGUUGAAAACCAAGUGCAUGACGCAUGAGGACGUCUUGAAGAUCUUCAACAAAGCUCUGGAAAACCGCGACCUGUGGCCCCAGGGCGACAGUGCAAAGCCCUGGACUCUACCGAAAAGUGACAGGUCGGAUCCGGGCCUGAACGAGCCCUCAGGUCAAUCUCGGACCAAAGGCACCAUGACCUACAGCUCGCAGGCAGCAUUGCGCAGUGCGUCUCUUCCGGGUAGCCGGCGUCAGCCAAAGCGUCCUAUACGUCCGCCGCCCGCCGCAGAUGCACCUGACGAAGAGCAGACCGACACGGAUACCGAUGUGGAGGAUCAAGCAGGUCCCAGUAGGCGGAUGGUGCGCGGUAGGCAGGCCCAACGACGGGUUGCCGUGCAGCACACCUCCAUCGUGACAUCUCAGGCCUCAGGAACCAACGAAGCGCCGCCGUCCAGUGGCAGCGACUCGCUCAAACAACAUCCGUCCGGAUACGCUCUGCGCUCGGCGAAGAGUGAGAAGGCGGAUAAGUCGCAACCGUCGGCGAGGAGCAAUUCUCACAAGCCCGGACUUCCCCCGCCUUCAAGAACCCGCUCUGCUGGUUCACAAAGCCAGUCUGCCAGACGCCUUGCUAGUAGGCACGACGCGGCGUCAAAGAGAGGGAGUAGUGCGACCAAGCGGGCUCGUACGCGCGGAGACGAUGACGAGGUGGAGGAUGACGCCGGUGCAUCUCAGUCUUCGAAACGUCUGAGGACGCUCAGCCAGCCACGGACCGGCCAAAGCUUACGAAAGACUCGAGGCAGACGGUGA